Messenger RNA from Procambarus clarkii (red swamp crayfish), 1992 nucleotides. Lineage: Eukaryota; Metazoa; Arthropoda; Malacostraca; Decapoda; Cambaridae. The record is from RefSeq and is a predicted model, not a curated record.
AUGUCAACAGAUGGACACGUUCAUGGCAAAAUAGACCCACUCUCCAACGACAAAGACCCACUCUCCAACGACAAAGACCCACUCUCCAACGACAAAGACCCACUCUCCAACGACAAAGACCCACUCACCAACGACAAAGACCCACUUCCCCAACGACAGAGACCCACUCCCCAACGACAGAGAGACCCACUCACCCAUCGACAGAGACCCAUUGCCCAACGACAGACCCACUCCCCCAACGACAGAGGCCCACUCACCCAACGACAGAGACCAACUCCUCAACGACAGAGACCCACUCCCCAACGACAGAGGCCCACUCACCCAACGACAGAGACUCGCUCACCCAACGACAGAGACUCACUCACCCAACGACAGAGACCCACUCACCCAACGACAGAGACCCACUCCUCAACGACAGAGACCCACUCCCCCAACGACAGAGACCCACUCCUUCAACGACAGAGACCCACUCCUCAACGACAGAGACCCACUCCUCCAACGACAGAGACCCACUCCUCCAGCGACAGAGACCCACUCCUCAACGACAAAGACCCACUCCUCGAACGACUGAGACCCACUCCUCCAACGACAGAGACCCACUCCCCCAAUAACAGAGAACCACUCCUACAACAGACCCACUCCCUAACGACAGAGACCCACUCCCCAACGACAGAGACCCACUCCCCCAACGACAGAGACCCACACAUCAACGACAGAGACCCACUCCCCCAACGACAGAGACCCACUCCCCCAGCGACAGAGACCCACUCCCCAACGACAGAGACCCACUCCCCAACGACAGAGACCCACUUCCCCAAAAGACCCACUCCCCCAACGACAGAGACCCACUCACCCAACGACAGAGACCCACUCCCCCAACGACAAAGACCCACUCCCCCAACGACAGAGACUCAUUCCCCCAACGACAGAGACCCACUCCCUCAACGACAGAGACCCACUCCCCCAACGACAGAGACCCACUCCCCCAACGACAGAGACCCACUCAUCAAUGGCAGAGACCAACUCCCCCAACGACAGAGACCCACUCCCCCAAUGACAGAGACCCACUACAAUAAUACCAGAUACCUACUCAUCAACGACAGAGACCCACUCCCCCAACGACAGAGACCCACUCCCCCAACGACAGAGACCCACUCCCCCAACGACAGAGACCCACUCCCCCAACGACAGAGACCCACUCCCCCAACGACAGAGACCCACUCCCCCAACGACAGAGACCCACUCAUCAACGGCAGAGACCAACUCCCCCAACGACAGAGACCCACUCCCCCAGCGACAGAGACCCACUCCCCAACGACAGAGACCCACUCCCCAACGACAGAGACCCACUUCCCCAAAAGACCCACUACCCUAAUACCAGAGACCUACUCAUCAACGACAGAGACCCACUACCCCAAUAACAGAGACCCACUCCCCCAACGACAAAGACCUACUCCCCUAACGACAGAAACCCACUCCCCCAAUGACAGAGACCCACUCCCCAUAAGACAGAGACCCACUCCCCCAACAACAGAGACCCACUCCCCCAACAUCAGAGACCCACUCACCCAACGACAGAGACUCACUCCCCCAACGACAGAGACCCACGCUCCCAAUGACAGCGAUCCACUCCCCCAACGACGAGACCCACUCCCCAACGACAGAGACCCACUCCCCCAACGACAGAGACCCACUCCCCCAACGACAGAGACCCACUUCCCCAAUGCCAAAGACCCACUCACCCAACGACAGAGACCCACUCCCAUAACCACAGAGACCCACUCCCCCAACGACAGAGACCAACUCCCCCAACGACAGAGACCCACUACCCCCAACGACAAAAGACCCACUCCCCCAACGAUAGAGACCCACUCAUCAACGGCAGAGACCCACGCCCCCAAUGACAGCGACCCACUCCCCCAACAACAGAGACCCACUCCCCCAACGACAGAGACCCACUCCCCCAACGACAGAGACCCACUCCCCCAAUGA